ACCCAAACGCAACUAAUACAUAGUUAUAUACUUGUAAACUGAGCCGCACGUCCUGGCGUGGCUACGAGGUGCCCCCGCCGGACGAGGGAGGCAGACCAAGCGGGGCACGAAGGAGAAGAAGCGGCCGUCCGGGUCCUCGCCGUAGACUCGAAGAGAUGCUGGCGCGUAAGUCUCCUUCGGCUGUCAAUGUCAUUGCGAUCUAGCCUUUUCUGUCGCUGUGGUUGGUUGGAUCAUUGGAUUGCCAGGGUUUUGGUCCCUGCGUCGGCUCUUAUAUAGACCCUCAUUGUUUAUCCUUAUGUUCUGAUGGUCUAUCUUCAUGGAUGCAGAUUCUAGGGAUUUGUACGGGUUUCCAGUGAGGCCUCAAUACUUGCAAAUACACCGUGACUAUGCCAAGAAAUACAAGGAGGAGGAGGAAGAGAGAAUCAAGAGAUGGAAGGACUUCUUGGACAAACUUGAGGUCAUUGCAGUGUCAUCUAAUGAUUCUUUGGUAGAGGUUGAGUGUUCUUCUUCAGUGUCAAACGUCGAAGGAAGAAAUGAUAGUUAUCACGAGGGUGCCUCACCAGAAAUUGCCACAGAGACCAAGAGAGAAGGGGCAACUCACAAAAUCCAAAGAUGGAGUCCAUUAAGGUCAACAUUGACUCCCAUUGAGCAGUUGAUGAGUCAUCGGGUGAAGAAGUGGAGUGUACCAACUAGCAAUAGAAAAGCUGCUUGUACAAGUGGAUGCUGUCACAAAUUGGAUGACAACAGGGAUGUCUGCGGGCAAGUAGGAGGGGCAUCUGAAGAAUGGUCCACCAAAGAGUUUGAUAAUGUCGAGAGGCUCAAAAUGCAAGAAGCACUACACAUUGCUGAUUUAGAUUUGAAGGAAGUAUCUCAUUUCCCCUGGAUAGAAGAAUUGGAAAGCUUGGUUCAUGGGGGAGUGCCAAUGGCUUUGAGAGGAGAGGUAUGGCAAGUCUUUGCCAACACCAAGUUUCAUAGGAUUGAGGGUUAUUAUGAUAAGUUACUAGAUGAGGAAGCUGAGAGUAGCGAAGUAAAAGAACACAAAUCUAACAAAUCCAAUGACACUAACAAGAUGUCAAACACACCCAAAAGGCAGAUUCCUGAUAAUUGGAGACAACAAAUUGAGAAGGAUUUGCCUAGGACGUUCCCGGGACACCCAUCUUUGAGUGAAGAUGGAAGAAGUUCUUUGAGACAUUUACUUUUGGCUUAUGCUCGGUAUAAUCCUUCUGUUGGGUAUUGUCAGGUCAUGAACUUUUUUGCUGGCCUUUUACUUCUUCUAAUGCCAGAGGAAAAUGCAUUCUGGACUUUAGCCAGUAUAAUUGAUGGCUAUUUUGAUGGAUAUUAUUCCAAGGAGUUGUUUGAUUCUCAGGUAGACCAACUUGUUCUUGAAGAUCUUGUUCGUGAAAAACUCCCAGCAUUGGUUAAUCAUCUUGAGCACUUGGGAGUGCAGGUAGCAUGGAUCACAGGACCUUGGUUCUUAUCAGUCUUUGUAAAUAUACUUCCAUGGGAAAGUGUGCUCCGUGUUUGGGAUGUACUGAUUUUUGAUGGAAAUAGAGUCAUGCUUUUCCGGACAACACUUGCUUUGAUGGAUUUAUAUGGCACUGCACUGGAGACAACAAAAGAUGCUGGGGAGGCAAUUACUUUGUUACAAACUCUUGUGGGUUCUACCUUUGAUAGCAGCCAACUUAUGGCAAAGGCUUGCUUGUAUUAUCAAACAGUAAAUGAAGAGAAACUGGAGCAUUUAAGAAGAAAGCACAGAGCUGAUGUUAUAGCUGUUAUGGAGGAAAGGUCCAAAGGACUUCAUUCUUGGAAAGACUCCUUCAGUCCAACAUCUAAGUUGUUGAACUUUAAUUAUGACUCGGAGCUAUUAUACAUAUCAACCAAUUCAACAGCUGAAUCAGGCGGUGAUCAAUUGGAUACUCUACCUGAUCUCCAAGAACAGGUAGCAUUUUUGAAGGUUGAGUUAUGCAGAUUGCUGGAGGAGAAACAAUCAGCUAUUUUAAGAGCUGAAGAGUUUGAAACGACACUAAUGGAAACAGUUAAGCAGGAUAAUAGGCGCCUUCUUAGCGUCAAGGUUGAGAAGUUAGAGCGAGAGGCUUCUGAAUUGCGACAAACUAUGACGACAAAACAACAGAAAGAGAAUGCCAUUCAUCAGGUUUUGAGGAGGUUAGAGCAGGAACGGAAAGUGACUGAAGAUGCUCGCAUACUAGCUGAACAAGCUGCUGCUGCCCAGAAAUAUGCAACCCACAUGCUUCAGGAGAAAUACGAAGAAACCAUGGCAGCACUUUCAGAAAUGGAGAAAAGGGCUAUUAAUGCAGAGAGAAUGCUGGAGUCCAAAUUGCAAAGCCAGUCAAGCUCAACUGCAUCUUCCCCAAGGUUAUUGGGAUUGCUUUCAAGGCCAUUUGGAAGCUGGCUUGACAAGAAUAAGGGUAAGCCGGAAAUGUCCAGUGAAGAUAAAAUCUCAUCUGUUGCUUCACCGAAGAUCUCCACAGACUACAGACCUAGGAAUGAUCUACAACAAUCAGACAAAUGACAGAUGCUGGUUGAGUAGAACCGUAGCCAAUACCUAAUGUUCAGUCACAGGAUAAUUUAUCCAUUCUUGUACUAAAACCUAUUCAGUGAGAAACAGCUUGGCUACCUUACGUCAA
This is a messenger RNA of Zingiber officinale, 2645 nucleotides long. Its product is annotated as rab GTPase-activating protein 1-like. The record is from RefSeq and is a predicted model, not a curated record. The transcript is spliced from 20 exons. Lineage: Eukaryota; Viridiplantae; Streptophyta; Magnoliopsida; Zingiberales; Zingiberaceae. The coding region runs from base 317 to 2530 and encodes 737 amino acids.